AUGGCGGGUGUAAGCAAAUGCAUGAAGUACUCCAUGUUCAUCUUCAACCUUUUAUUUUGGGUGUGUGGUUGCAUUAUUUUGGGAAUAUCUAUAUGGAUACGUGUUACCGGUGCUCAUCAGAUGGACAGCAGCAUGCUUGCAGGAGCUAAUCUACUAAUAGCCGUGGGUGCCAUCAUUAUGAUCCUUGGGUUCCUGGGAUGUUGUGGUGCUGUAAAGGAGAACCGCUGCAUGCUGAUGUUGUUUUUCAUUGCGCUGCUUCUGAUCCUGAUUCUUCAGCUCAUAGGAGGUAUUUUAGGAGCAAUGAGCAUAUCUAAGAUGGACACAGCCUUUGACCUUAUUCUAAGCGCAAUGACGAGUAAACUGGAAAGUACUGAAAAAGAAGAUAAACCGUAUCAGGAGAACUUCCAGAACAUAGAGAGAGAGUUCAAAUGUUGUGGAGUGACGAAAGGACCUGAAGACUGGGGAAAAAAUUUUAACUCAACCAUGUGCCAGUGUGAAGCACAGGACCAAUCAUCAGACCUCUGCACAAAAUACCAAAACAGAUACAUCUAUAAAAAUACUUGUGGAGAAGUGAUUGUACAACAAAUGAAAAACUAUCUGACCAUACUUAUGGGGAUCUCCUUUGGGCUGGCUGUUGUUGAGAUUAUUGGUUUGGUGUUUUCUAUGAGUCUCUACUGCCAGAUCGGGAGAAAAUGA
Molecule: messenger RNA, 696 nt
Organism: Catharus ustulatus (Swainson's thrush)
Lineage: Eukaryota; Metazoa; Chordata; Aves; Passeriformes; Turdidae
Gene: TSPAN8
Product: tetraspanin 8
Exons: 8
Coding region: 1-696 (231 amino acids)
Cellular component (GO): membrane
Source: RefSeq, a predicted model, not a curated record